AUGAACUUGCGUUCUUCGGGUCUACCUUUGCAUAGUCCUUUGAGAACACCACCGAGACGCAUGAUCAACUUUUCAACACCAAUACCGUAUUCACCUGUACACCCAACUGCGGAUUCAGACGAAGAAGGCUUCUACUUAGAGGAAUUCUUUAAUUUAGCACUUGUUAAAGAAGAGAUGGGUGACGAACAACCAAGAGACCCAAAAGACAUGCGUUAUGGUGAUCGGGCCCGCACUAUUCCUAUGGCUCGUGGUUCCGCCAUUAGACCACCGGGUAUUGAUCAAACUUUCAACUUAAAGCCGAAUCAUCUCAAAAGCAUUGAGGAGCAGAAGUUUGAUGGAAAAGUGAAAUGGGAUCCAUACAAGCACUUGGAGAGAUUUGAGAAGUUGGCAUGGCUUUAUCAAUAUGGCCAAAACCAAAUGAAUGCCGUGAAACUUGAGACUUUUCCCAUUACUCUCACCGGAGAUGCAGAAGAUUGGUUUAAUGAUCUUCCCGAGAAUUCCAUUACUAAUUGGGACCAACUUAAGGAAGCUUUUAUCGGUGAGUUUUACUCAGUUAAAAGUCAAAGGAAGUUGAAAAACUUGAUAUGGUCUUUUUUGCAAGAAGAUGGGGAAGAUGUUGUUGAUGCAUGGGACGUCUAUGCUUUUGGUGGUAGUUUCAGCAAGAUCACACCAAACCAAGUUUGUGAGAUUUUGGAGGCUAUGUUAAAGGAUCAUACGAGCAUGGAUGAUCAAAGGUUUUUGAAGAAUGAAAGUCGGUUUAAGAAAGGUACUAAGGAAGGGAAGGUUGCAAGGGUCGAGGUUAGCAACAAUUCUGGAGUUGAUGAAGAGAUUCAGGCUUUAUCUGCUCGUAUGGAUAAGGGAUUUGCAACUCAAGAGUCUCGGUUUGGGUAUCUUGAACAGGAUGUGAAAGUACUUGCUGAUGGAUGUGAUCAUUGUAGUGAGACACAUUAUUCUGAGGAUUUUCCCAACCGGGGACCUGAAGAUGUCAACUAUGUGCAAAAUCAACAAGGAGGCUUCCAGCGCAACACCGGUGAUCCUAAUGCCAAGUUAAGGGAAAUGAUGAAGCAGUUGAUGAGCAAUCAAGUUGAGACAAACACUAGCAUUCAUAAUAUCAGGGAGGACACUAGGGAGUUGAGUGAGAGGUUGGACAAGAUUAAUGGUAAAGUGGAGAUGAACGCUAAGAAUCAGGAUAUCAACUUCAAGGAUCUUGAGAGUAGGAUGGCCGCUGUCACUAGGCCCCAGGGUGCUUUGCCUAGUAACACUCAGCAUAAUCCGAAGCAGAAUCAAGGUCCUAACAAUGGACAGAAGUACACUCCACCUCCAAUUCGUCAGGAGCUAGUAACGGCCAUUAGCACUCGAACAGGUAGAUCGUAUGACCCUCCUCCUAUGCCUAAUGUUGUUGUUUCAGUUGUGCAGGAUUUAGGUAGUGUUGAUACUGAUGUUGAGGAGGAGGUUGAAAUGGAGGAUAAUCCAACUUUGAAGACUCCAGUUACUCCACCGAAACCGGCUGUGAUACCCGAGGCUAAGCCAUACAAGCCCAAGGUUCCAUUUCCACGGCGGUUCAGGAAGGCCAAGUUGAAGGAACAGUAUGAUAAGUUUGUCGAUAUGAUUAAAAAUGUUCACAUUAAUGUUCCAUUGGUUGAUUUGAUUCAGGGAAUGCCCAACUAUGCCCAACUAGUGAAGGCUACAUAUCUUAAUGCUGAGUGUUCUGUUAUCUUGCAGAACCAAAUUCCACCUAAGCUCGAGGAUCCAGGGAGUUUCCUUAUCAUUUGUUCUAUUCGUUCUCUUACUUGUAAGGCACUUGCUGAUUUACGUGCUAGCAUUAAAUUGAUGCCUUACUCGGUUUGGAGUAAGUUGGCUUUGGGAGUUUUGAGACCUACCCGUAUGAGUAUUAGAUUAGCAGACCAUUCUUUCCAGUAUCCCAUUGGGAUUACUGAAAACAUGACUAUCCAGGUAGGCCAUAUUGUGUUUCUUGUUGACUUUGUUAUCCUCGAAAUGGAGGAAGACACGAAGGUACCCCUAAUUCUAGGUAGACCAUUCCUUAAUACCGCGAAUGCUAUCAUCCAGGUGAAAGAUAAGGAAAUUUCUUUGGGUGUGGGUACAGAUAGAAUUGUCUUUAAUGUUGAAAGGUCUAUUAAGCAUGCUUAUUCUACUGAUGAGUCUUGUUUUAGGAUAGAUGUCAUUGAUGAUGCUUUAGACCAAGAAUUUCAGGAACUCAUGGAGACAGAAAUUGAUGAAGAGCUCACUUGCUUAGGAGCUGGAGAUAUUGAUGAUGAUGAGUUGUUUGCAGAGGUUAUGGCACUUAGCUUGGAAGAGACACCUCCAGAGGAUGAGAGCUUUGAGUAG
Messenger RNA from Erigeron canadensis, 2346 nucleotides. RefSeq lists its product as uncharacterized. The coding region runs from base 1 to 2346 and encodes 781 amino acids. The transcript is spliced from 3 exons. The record is from RefSeq and is a predicted model, not a curated record. NCBI's taxonomy places the organism in Eukaryota, Viridiplantae, Streptophyta, Magnoliopsida, Asterales, Asteraceae.